AGUUCUUUUGAUGGUUUGAAGUGAGCAGUUAGGUAGGAUGUUGCAACGCAACAUAUACAAUGAACAUCGUUAACUGGCAACAAUUAAGUAUAGUUCGAUAUUGUUUAGAAUCUAUAAGCAGUUACGAUACCUAACUAUCUGUGUUAAAUAAUAAAUUUGAUGCCUACAAACUGCACAUAAGUGGAAGCUACGAAAAGAAAUAUGCAUGUUCCGGACAGUUGGAAAAGGUAAACAAUAAUAAAAAAAAAGCAGCAUUUGAUGUAUUUAUUUUAAUACAGUAUUUUCACUUAUGUUAAUAGAAAGUUAUAUAUGUACAGAGACAGAAUGACUAUUGUACAGUGUAUCUACUGUAUAUAUAUAUGUGUAUAUACAUAUACUGUAUAUACACAGUAUAUAGCUUCUGUAUACAUAUAUAUAUUAAAUAUUAAAUAUUAAGUAUAUACUGUUGAUAUAGCACAUGAUAUUCUGUAUCUUAUUGGUGCAUAUUUUUUCUAUAUUUAGAGAUGCACAAAAAUGUACUUGUAAAAACAUAAAAAAUUACUAUAAGCCUAUGAAUUAGAUCGUUAUGCUUCGUAAGGUGAUAAAUGGAAGGACGUAUUGUUUUCAGUACGAAAAUAUACAAAUUGGAUGACAGUGGGCAGACGUAUUGAAAGGCUUUAAUAAAGGCCUAGACUGUAAUUAUGCCGCUAAAGGAAAUUUUCAAAUAUUGAUUUAUUAAUCGAACGAUUUAUAUUACCACUAUACAACAUGUUCCUUUCUUAAAUCCUUCCAUUUCACUACCAACUCGAUCUAGUCUUUUUUCAUGUACAGUAUGAACGAAGCAGACAAAUUAAAGAGGUACAUGAAUCCUCGGGCAAAACCUGGGGAACCUUAUCAAGCAACUUUUCCUGAGAGUGUUGCCAACGUUAUUACUCACGCCAUAUUUAUUGUACCAGCGUUUGUUGGCUUUUUAUGGAUGCUCUAUAUUUCCAGUGAUUUUAAUACUCGCAUUGUUGCUUGGAUUUACGGCAGCUCUCUCGUUAUAGUAUUCACAACUUCUACAGUCUUCCAUGCAAUAACAUUAUCAAAAGAUUUAUCAAGAAGAAAGAGUCUAAAAACUUUUUUCCAUGUAGGAGACAGAGCCGUUAUUUACCUCUUUAUAGCAUCUUCUUACACACCGUGGUUAAUUCUAAAGGAAGACGUGCAAAAAGCUGCAACACCGGUCCUUUACACCGUGUGGAUUUCUGCUAUUAUAGGGAUACUCUAUCAAUAUACAUUUCAUGAACAGUAUAAAUUUUUAGAAACAUUACUCUACGUUAUGGUUGGCUUAUUACCCUCCCUUCCCCUAAUUUUUGUCCUUGAAGAUUCAAGUGGCUUGUGGGAGAUGUUCAUAGGUGGCGUAGUAUACAUUGCUGGUAUAGUAUUUUUUAAAAGUGACGGGAGAAUACCAUUCGCUCACGCCAUCUGGCACUGUUUCGUCUUUGUCGCAGCGGCCAUGCACUACGGAGCAGUUUGCAAGUAUUUGUUCUAG
This is a messenger RNA of Dimorphilus gyrociliatus, 1510 nucleotides long. NCBI's taxonomy places the organism in Eukaryota, Metazoa, Annelida, Polychaeta, Dinophilidae. The record is from the annotation of a GenBank genome assembly.